GGGUGUUAUUGGGUAAUUCGACGCGCCUUAAAUUCAACUAAAUCAUUAUUUUGUGUUUCCAAAGUCAACAUUUUGUAGUUAUUGGUUGUUAAUUUGGAGUUAUUGGGUGUUAUUGGGUGUUAUUUUGGAGUUAUUGGGUGUUAUUGGGCAGUUAUUGAGUGUUAUUGGGUAAUUCGACGCGCCGCUCGGUACACCGGGGGGAAAUGUAUUGCACUAACUGUGAACAUCGGUUUGGGAAAAUUGAAAAUAUUAUCGUUAAUCUGAAAAUAAAAUAGCAUAUAUAUUUAUGAACUGUCAAUAUAUAUCGGUUAUCAAAAUAUUUAAAUUGGAAUUUAAGUUAUACCCGGAAUGAAAUAAAACGAAAUCGGAUUUGACGUACAUCAUACUCAACAAAUACUGAAUGACACCUAUAUUUUCUUUUAUGCACACCGAAUGAAUUCUUUCCCUUAAACGUAAAUGCGGAAGGUAAUUCUUUGGAGGAAGAUUGUUUAUUUUAGGAAUUAAACUUUUUCAGCUAAUUUACAGGGCGUAAAUGAAACAUAAAAAAAGAACGAGAUGGUCAAAACAAUUGUUUUACAAUAACUGAUGAGGUGACAUUUAAAUAGUGAAAUCAAAAUAAACUCAAACAAAAUGCCGUAUGAAAAAGGCAAACUUCCGGACGAACAAUAUAACAAGAUUCAAUCUAAUUACCCUGAGCUUUUAGCAGACAUUAAAUAUGAUCCUAUGGGUCUUGCUCGUUCAUUAUUUAAACACCAGGUCUUCGAUGCUGAUGAUCUGGAGAAAAUAAAGAAGGAAGAGCGACGAGACGAUGGCGGUAAAAGCGACGCAGCAGCUAAACUGUUGGAUAUCUUGUUAAACUGUGGCAGCAUGGGGUAUGGUAACUUUAUAAGAGCUCUCAAGGACAGCAAAUAUAAUAAUGCUUUAUUCCUACUAGAACCAGGUUUCAAGAGAGGCGAGGAGGAUACAACAGCAUCUGGUAGCUUGUUAAAUAAACCUCUGAGACAUUUAGAUAACAUUAUACCUAAUCCCUUACUCGUCCAACUUUCAUAUCAACUUCAAAAUGAUAAAGAGAAAAUAACGAAGCUUGGAGUUGGGUUUGGAUUAGAAAUUGAAACCAUUAACCGUAUAUUUCAACAACAUCAGUUACGACCAGAAAUGGCUAUUCUUACCAUAUUUAUCAAUUGGCUUAGUUCCAGCAGUAAUGGAAAAUCUAAGAAUGAAAUAAAAGAUGAAUUUAUACGAAUAUUUUAUGCAUAUGGUAUGACUGAACUUUCAAAUAAACUCUCUGAAGUUCUGCACAGAUCCUUUGAGAUGGAACCACAACAGAACUCAAGUACUGGAACUGAGUACAGUAAAGUUGGAAUGAAGGAUAUUGCUAGUGUUGAAAAUCAAGAAACACAUGAAAAUAAAACUGUUACUUCAGGUGAAGCUCGUAUUGUUGAACCGCCAGCACCAAAUGAAGAUAAUCAACCAAAUACAGUAAUGCGGGAUGUUGAAGCAAUACAGAACCUAUCAAUACAGCAACCUCCACAGAUAGCUUGUUACAAAAUGGAUCGAAAACCUAGAGGUUAUUGUAUUAUAAUUAACAAUGAAAAGUUUAAACGUAAUACUACGGAUAAUGAUUCCAUUAUGAAAGAUCGUAAAGGAUCUAGCAUAGAUAGAGACCGAUUGAAAGAAACCUUUGAUAAACUUUUAUUUAUAGUGGAAUCCUAUGAUAACCUUAAAGCAGGAGAAAUGGCACGCAAAAUUAACCAGUUUGCGUUGAAUGAAGAUCAUACAAACUAUGAUUGUUUUGCUGUUGUUAUUUUAUCACAUGGCACCAGAGAUAAUGUCUAUGGAUCGGAUGGUAAACCCGUUGCUAUUAGAGAUCUGACAGGUCCACUCAAACCUCUCACUUGUCCUAGUUUGUGUGAUAAACCAAAGCUUUUUUUUAUCCAAGCAUGCCAGGGACAAGAGAGGCAACAAGGGUUGGCUAUUGAAAGAGAUGUAACGCCUGAAAAUGAUAUUGAUGAAAAUACACCAACGAGAGGAGAAGUUAUCCCUAAUGAAGCGGAUUUUCUACUUGGCAUGUCCACCAUUCCAGGCUUUGUGUCUUUUCGUAAUAAGAAAGAGGGGUCAUGGUACAUAACUAAAUUAUGUGAAACUUUCAAUAAAUAUGCUAAACAUUUUGAUAUAUUGGGUUUAUUAACAGUGGUCAACAAAGAGGUUGGAGAAGCCAAUGCUGAUUUAGACGGAGGUAGAUUUAAACAGUCACCAGCUCCUUUCUAUACCCUGAGAAAAAGACUCAUAUUUCAGUAAUAUAAAAAUAAAAUGAAGAGUUAAUAGACUGUCAAAUAAACUGAGAGUGUGGAGAAAUACAAUAUUUAAAUAUAAAUAUAACGGGAUGUGAUAUAAUAAUAAAGACAAAUGAUCAGAAAGA
Molecule: messenger RNA, 2419 nt
Organism: Patella vulgata (common limpet)
Lineage: Eukaryota; Metazoa; Mollusca; Gastropoda; Patellidae
Product: caspase-1
Exons: 11
Coding region: 631-2298 (555 amino acids)
Biological process (GO): proteolysis; apoptotic process; regulation of apoptotic process
Cellular component (GO): cytoplasm
Source: RefSeq, a predicted model, not a curated record